AUGGGCAUCGAGGGCAACGAGGCUGCAGACCUCCUCGCGGACGAGGGGGCGCUACACGGCCGGGUCAUCGGCCCUCAAGCCUCCCCAACCAUCAGCGGGAUAAGGUCUAUCUACCGGGAGCUUCGGGCCGAGGCACGGCUCCAAUGGUGGGAUAAGGCCUCGACUAAGCUCUCUACAUGGUCCCGGAGGAUGUUCGGCAGGUGGCCCCAGCGGCCCCUAGCGCCGCCGGAGACUCAGAUGGAGGCAGUAGCCUACCUACAGACCCUCGAACCGCUAGAGUUCGCGGAGCUCCUCCGGGUCACAGAGUUCUACUUUAAGCACUACACGUGGUAG
This is a messenger RNA of Penicillium griseofulvum, 333 nucleotides long. RefSeq lists its product as uncharacterized. The transcript is spliced from 2 exons. Bases 1 to 333 code for a protein of 110 amino acids. The record is from RefSeq and is a predicted model, not a curated record. NCBI's taxonomy places the organism in Eukaryota, Fungi, Ascomycota, Eurotiomycetes, Eurotiales, Aspergillaceae.